Messenger RNA from Puccinia graminis f. sp. tritici CRL 75-36-700-3, 762 nucleotides. RefSeq lists its product as uncharacterized. Bases 1 to 762 code for a protein of 253 amino acids. Lineage: Eukaryota; Fungi; Basidiomycota; Pucciniomycetes; Pucciniales; Pucciniaceae. The transcript has a single exon. The record is from RefSeq and is a predicted model, not a curated record.
AUGUCGCCGGCGGAAACAUUCCUUGAGUAUAGAACCCGGGCACAUACGCUGCAGAGUUUGUUCAAUUUUGACGCCAGCAAAUUUUCAAAGCUUGGGGAUCUCCAACUUGCCCAAUUUGUGGUUUAUGGAUUGCCGGAUUCUCUUCAAGAUUGGAUUAACAAGCGCCAACUCCUCGAGGUGGCCCCGUUCAAGAAACAGGCCAAUGCUUCCUUCAUGGCGUUACAACAACCGGCUGACCCACCUGCUCUGUCUAGAUCAACUCCGAGUGCACCACCAAACCUUGCCCGCAACGAGUUUGUCUGGCAAGUGCACUCGUAUCUGGAUUCACUGGGUUUGUGCCACUUCUGUAAGAAACAUUGUGGCAGCGCGGCUGGCUCCUGUCCUGGACCUAUUGAUCGAUCUGGCAUCAACAUCCCAUCAAAAUUUGCAACCCAAAUCAAACUGGCCGACUAUGUUGCCCCGCAAGCCUGGAGUAGGUCGACUGCUAUGCCAGGAAAGCCCACGCAGGCUCCGGCGGGAUGUCCUUCAACUUGCGCUGCAAGCGUUGCGGGUAUUACGGACACUACAUCCCUUGAGGCUCAGGUCUCUGCGCUAACGCUUGAAGCAGCAAUACAAGAUGGGACACUUAUUUUGAUGAUGAAGGCUGCUUCCCUGGUCUUGAAUCGGCCGGAUCUCGACAGUCAACUCCUCGCAAACAAGAUUGAGAAGGCCAAACAAGCUGACCUAGCGGAUGCUAUCGCCGGUCACCUGGGAUGUGCUUGA